Molecule: messenger RNA, 2786 nt
Organism: Rhea pennata
Lineage: Eukaryota; Metazoa; Chordata; Aves; Rheiformes; Rheidae
Gene: ADRB1
Product: adrenoceptor beta 1
Exons: 1
Coding region: 1-1314 (437 amino acids)
Biological process (GO): adenylate cyclase-activating adrenergic receptor signaling pathway; norepinephrine-epinephrine-mediated vasodilation involved in regulation of systemic arterial blood pressure; positive regulation of heart rate by epinephrine-norepinephrine
Cellular component (GO): plasma membrane
Molecular function (GO): beta1-adrenergic receptor activity
Source: RefSeq, a predicted model, not a curated record
AUGGGCGACGGGUGGCUGCCGCCGGACUGCGGCCCCCACAACCGCUCCGGCCCCGGCCCCGGCGGCGGCCCCGGCGGCGGGGCGACGGCGACGGCGCCGCCCCCCCCCGGGAGCCGGCAGCUGCCCGGCGAGCUGCUCUCGCAGCAGUGGGCCGUGGGCAUGAGCCUGCUGAUGGCCCUGGUGGUGCUGCUCAUCGUGGCGGGCAACGUGCUGGUGAUCGCGGCCAUCGGGCGCACGCAGCGGCUGCAGACCCUCACCAACCUCUUCAUCACCUCCCUGGCCUGCGCCGACCUGGUGAUGGGGCUGCUGGUGGUGCCCUUUGGGGCCACGCUGGUGGUGCGGGGCACCUGGCUCUGGGGCUCCUUCCUCUGCGAGUGCUGGACCUCGCUGGACGUGCUGUGCGUGACCGCCAGCAUCGAGACCUUGUGCGUCAUCGCCAUCGACCGCUACCUGGCCAUCACCUCGCCUUUCCGCUACCAGAGCCUCAUGACCAAGGGUCGGGCCAAGGGCAUCAUCUGCACCGUCUGGGCCAUCUCUGCCCUGGUCUCCUUCCUGCCCAUCAUGAUGCACUGGUGGCGGGACGAGGACCCCCAGGCGCUGGAGUGCUACCAGGACCCAGGCUGCUGCGACUUCGUUACCAACAGGGCUUAUGCCAUCGCCUCCUCCAUCAUUUCCUUCUAUAUCCCCCUACUCAUAAUGAUCUUUGUGUACAUCCGGGUGUACAGAGAAGCCAAGGAGCAGAUCAGGAAGAUUGACAAGUGUGAGGGCCGCUUCUAUGGAAGCCAAGAGCAGCAGCCGCCGCCCCCGCACCCUCACCACCACCAGCAGCCCAUCCUCGGCAACGGCCGAGCCAGCAAGCGGAAGACCUCCCGGAUCAUGGCCAUGAAGGAGCAGAAAGCUCUGAAGACUUUGGGCAUCAUCAUGGGGGUCUUCACCCUCUGCUGGCUCCCUUUCUUCCUGGUGAACAUCGUCAACGUCUUCAACAGGGACCUGGUGCCAGACUGGCUCUUCGUCUUCUUCAACUGGCUGGGCUACGCCAACUCCGCUUUCAACCCCAUCAUCUACUGCCGCAGCCCCGACUUCCGCAAGGCCUUCAAGCGGCUGCUGUGCUGCCCCCGGAGAGCCGGCCGGAGGCUGCGUGCCGGCAGCGGGGAGCUCUCCCGGCUCCCGGGGGGCUUCGUCAGCACGUUGGGUUCCCCCGAGCGCGGCCUCGGCGGCAUCUGGUCCGAUUGCAAUGGGGGCGCGCAGGGAGGCAGUGAAUCCAGCCUGGAGGAGAGAAAUAGCAAAACUUCCAAUUCGGAGUCCAAGGUAUAGGGCGGGCGCUGGGGGCGCGGGGCGAGGGGGCGCGGGGGCGCCUCGGCCGAGCGGCAGCAGCACGGCAGCCAGGGAAAUCAGUCCGGGCAGAAACACCCCGGCAGGAGCUUGGUCACAAGACCAAUGCCCAACAAAAGUGCACUCUGCCUUGCUGGGGAGAGAAACCCAUGUUUACUUAUGCAUAAAAGCAGGUGAACUUGCAUCCGACAUACCUCAUCUGAAGCUAAAGCACGCAGGAACCCCACUGACCAGAGAACAACAAAAACAAGCACCAGACCCACAUAUAAUCAGAUCAUACUUAGUUUUGAAAGAGACUUAGAUAUGGGUGGGCUGGAAAAAACUUCUGGAAGGGAAUGUGAAAAUCCCCCUCCCAGGUUAAGUUUUCUCAGAGCCGUGGCAGUGGCUGGACCUGAGACCUGAGACAGGACCAUUGCAGCACCGGAGUUUGGCCAUUGACUUUGAUAUUAGGCAGCAUCAAAGCUGCUUGGGACUCUCAGAUGUCCCGGGUUUUAUUUCUGAGGGCUGCAGGGGUAGCGUCUCACGCACAGGAAGGUCGGCUGAUUUUUGGCAAAGCGUAGGCUUCCUAAAAACCCAGAGAAAUCGCUGGGAACUGCAGGUGCGCUGGGCUGCUCCAAAUCAGGCUAGCAGUAUUUCUCCUCUGGCAAGUUUUGUUUUGAACUGUUAGUAGCUGCACUCUGCUGUUACCCAGCCUAGAAGCAGAGAAAAAAUUAAUAACGAGGAACACAGAUAUAUUUUGAAAGGAGAGGAAAAAAACCCUCUCUGCUUUUUCCCUCCUCCGCAGCAGCCGGUGAAUUAUUGUCCUUAUCUUCUUUGGCCAGACAAUAGCAGUCAGGCUGAGAAACUUCUACCUCAAACUGUGCAUAUUGCACAGGGGAAUAAAUGAAGCAUGUUUAUAUUAAACAGCUUAUUUAUGUAUCACUAGUAGUAUUUUAUAAAAAAAAAGGGGGGGCAACAAGCCUUCUGCAGUUUGUUCAUUGUAAUUAUAGAUGAACAGGAAAAAAAAUCCUGGCAACAACAAAAAUAUACUGCACAUGUAAAAAGAAAUGGCGACAAAGCCAUUUUUGCACAGUGUUAAGAAUUUUAAGGUUAUCUGAAGAUGUUACUUGCACACACAUACACACAACAAAUUAAAAGUGAAACAGAGGUUUAAAUAACAUCAGACCUGAAGCUGAUUUCUGUUUUUGUCUAAUCUAUUAUAGUUUUACUGAGAGAGUGACUUUUUAUAUUAUUUUAUUAAGGUACUGUAAAUAUAUCCAUAUUAUAAAUUAAAAUAUCUUAAGGGACUUUUAUUAUUUUUAUCUCCAAGUGCCCACGUGAACUGCUGUUAUUUUAGCACUUGUGUGUCAUUUCCAGUUUCCUCUGUGUGUGUUUUAUAACAUAUUUAUACUCUGGUGCAGUUUACUACUGUGUAAGUAAUUGGUCUAUGUGCAAUAAAUACCAUUGCAGCACAA